Messenger RNA from Malassezia japonica, 282 nucleotides. RefSeq lists its product as uncharacterized. The transcript has 3 exons. NCBI's taxonomy places the organism in Eukaryota, Fungi, Basidiomycota, Malasseziomycetes, Malasseziales, Malasseziaceae. The record is from RefSeq and is a predicted model, not a curated record. The coding region runs from base 1 to 282 and encodes 93 amino acids.
AUGAGCUCUGUCCUGUCGAAAGCGUUUCCCGCGGUGGUGAAGGAGAUCCGUCUGCACCUGUCGCCUACGGGCACGGGUAGCGCGGGUGCUCGGAAAUUCCUCGAGACGAACUACAAGACGAUCAAGCAAAACAACCCGAACCUCCCGUUCCUCGUCCGCGAGGCCGAGAAGACGCCGGCGCGCCUUAUUAUGCGCAUGGAGCGCGGCGCUGAGCGCGACGUGGAUAUCAACGCCCUGGAGCCGCGUGCGAUCGAGAAAAAGAUCGCCGAGCUGCUCAAGUAA